AUGUCUAACCGACAUGAUGCUCGAAGACACACCAUGGUGGAGGACGUUGCAAUCCCAAAGCACUUGCUAACAACAGCAAAGUUCAGUUCACCAUGGGAAUUGAAAAAAUGGGAGAAAUCCCUCCCGCAAAAUGACCGUGUCGAAUUUCAACCUCAGGAAGGUCAAAAGCAAGGUGGCAUUAGCCGUUCUGUUAGUCUGUCGGCGCUACGGGGUCCAAGACGCCCUGCUGCAAUUCGUCCUCGCAGUAACCCUCCCGAGUUAUAUGUAUGGGAUGAGUUCAGCAAACGAAAACGCUUGACACCUCCUCUAGAGGAAAAAGAACCUAUAACGCCAAUCAGAGAGUCAGCCGUUCACCCCAGUCCACCACUCAGUUCAAAUAGCUCCGUCAGUUUCCAUAGCCGCCAAAGUAGCAUGCACGAUGUCUACGAGAAAGCCAAACUGAGAGGUGUUGCUCUUCAACGAAAACAUUGGGUGCGCGUCUUGUUCGAAGUGAGCGUCUACCUCCUUCUCGUCUUAUUUAUAUAUUUUGUCCUCGUUGGCAUGCCCCUAUGGAAGGGUGCUGUCUGGUGGCUAUACUGGGUCGUCGCCCACAAAUUUACCGUCACAGGAGGAUGGGCAAUUCUCCUCGGUCUCGCUUUCUUAUACGCUUUCUGCCCUCUUCUGAUCUUGUUCGAAAAGGAUCCUCCGCCAGCAACUGAAUACGUUAAUGCAGAUCUGGAAAAGAAUGAUUCCAGCGCCAAAAACACCGCUCUGCUCAUUCCCUGUUAUAAAUCUGCCCAGAUCAUUGGUCCCACCUUGGAGGCCGCCCUGAAGGUCUUUCCUGCUGAGAAUAUCUUCGUCAUUGCCAAUGGAAACUCUCAAACGCCCCUCGACGACACAGAAGAGGUCUGCCGUCCUUUCGGAGUGAACCACCUCUGGGUUCCCGUGGGAUCCAAGAUCGUAGCCCAAUUCGCCGGUUGCUACGCGGCCAAAGGCUUCGAGAACGUCCUCCUCAUCGAUGACGACUGCGCUCUCCCGCCAAAUUUCCCCGUGGUCAGUGAUCGACUUAAGGGCCAGGUCAAGUGUCUUGGAUACACAAUUAAGAGUGUUGGACCAGGCUCAUCUAAGGGAACGUACUGUCAACAAGCACAGGAUCUGGAAUAUAAAAUGUCGGGCAUUCAACGAGCUUUCUUUGGUAUGCUUGGAAGUGCUACGUUCCCUCACGGUGCUAUCUCUCUUUGGAAUACCGAGUUCCUCAAGCAGACAUUCCACGAACACCCUGGAUAUUCGGUCUCCGAGGACUGGUUCUUUGGUGAUGCCUGUCGCCGUCUUGGAGGUCGUGUCACAAUGUGCACAUCUGUCUUCGUCGAGACAGAAACCCCCUCAUCAGUCUUCUUCGCUGGCGGCGGUAGCCGAGGUGGAUUCGGCGAGAUGACCAUUUUCCAACAAAGAUUUAAACGUUGGAACUUCUUCUUCGUUAUUGGAAUGUACUACGAUAUGAAAUACAUCCUCACAAGCUGGAAGCUUGGCUGGUGGGAAAUCGGAGCGAAGCUCUGCGUUUUCCAAGAGGUGUACGAAACUCUUAUCUAUCUUUUCGCUCCUUUCUAUUUCCCUAUUUCAUUCGUCGUGCGUCCCAGUUUCUCCGGUAUUCUCUUGGGCGCCACAAUUGCCAUGUACAUCGUCAACGUGGUGCUGUUCAACGAGAUUCACCUCCGAAAGAAGAAUGAACGCAUCGACUGGAAGGUCCUUAUCUUCUACUAUACGGGUUACAAAAUCGUCUUGACGCUCAUCAACGUGUUCAGUUGCUACUGGUCGCUGUUCAAGUAUGCCCGCUACUUCGCCAAGCGUCACCCGAAGAUCAUCGAGGACCAAGAAGCCAUUGGAGUCGUCUUGAGUCUUGAGAGCGAUGUGGAGAGCCCUACAAUUCCGGAGGAAGGGGAGCAGCUUGUGACCGCGCGCCCGCCUCAAAGAGCGGAUUCGCAACGUGCGUACAAACGUCUCACCCUGACAAGAGUUGACGCUCCGAUCGGGCUGGAUAUCACUACGACACAGACACAUACUACGACUCAGUCGUAUAGAUCUGUGAUCUAG
Molecule: messenger RNA, 2070 nt
Organism: Penicillium pulvis
Lineage: Eukaryota; Fungi; Ascomycota; Eurotiomycetes; Eurotiales; Aspergillaceae
Exons: 4
Coding region: 1-2070 (689 amino acids)
Source: RefSeq, a predicted model, not a curated record